UCAUAUUAUAAGGCAGAAUGGUGAUUAUCCAAUUUAAUAAUUUUCCGCGCCCAUGAUAUAUCAAAAUCAAAAUACAAAAUCCUCGCAAACCGCUACUAUUCGCCGGCAGGAAUCUUCCUCCGGCAACUAUGGCAGAUGACGACCAGAGAACUUUAGAUCUAGUGAAAGAGCUAGUCCACCGUUUACUCUGCACCUCAUUGCAGCCUGCCACUACUUCAGCCUCUAACCCUAACCCUAGCCCAUCCGAGCAGCAGUACCAGCAAGCUCUGAAGUACGCCAUUCGCAUCCUCUCCUGCCGCAUGACUCCCAAAAUUGCUGCAGAUGAGGCGGCCAUGGCCGAGUCCAUUAAGCGCCAAUUGGCCACUCAAGGUAAGUCCUCCGAAGCCCUCACUUUUGCCGAUCUCUUUGCGAAAUUCUCCUCCAAAACUGGCCCUGGAAGUGUUAAGAACAAGUGGGCCCUUCUCUAUUUGAUCAAAACCAUCUCCGAGGAUAGAGUAGCACGAAAGAGUCAGCCCCUAUGCGGGGUUUCAAUUGGGGCCUUCAGCUCAGCCGUGACUGGUGGACUACCUGUGUUGUCUGACGGACACUCAAAUUUCAACUCUCGACAUGUAAAUUCCGCUUCUAACUCUGUGAGCACAUUGGGUUAUCCUAAAUCAUUGAGGGAUUUGGAUGUAAAUUCGGGAUAUUCAAUCAGUGCAGGAAAGGCAGAGAAGAAUUCUACUCAUGGUCCACCAUGUGAGGAUUAUCGGAAUUCAAGGAGCAUGAGGGGAAGAGAUAACACGGAGAAGGGUUGGCAUGGAGGGGUGUUGAUGGUUUCAAAAGAUCCAGAGAAUUUGCGUGAUAUGGCUUAUCGCGAAUUCACAAACUUGUUGAAGGAAGAGAAUGAGGUUUCAGAGGAGGUUUUGGUCCGUGAUGUCUUGUAUGCUUGUCAAGGUAUAGAUGGUAAGUAUGUGAAGUUUGAUAUGAACGAGGACGGCUAUGUUCUUCCAGAUUUGGUAAAAGCUCCAAGGGCGACUAGAACCAUGAUUAGAAAGCUCUGUGAGCUUGGGUGGCUUUUCAAGAAAGUCAACAAGUAUAGUUCAGAAAGCAUGGAUAGAUUCCCUGCAGAUGAUAUAGGCACCGUGGGACAAGCUUUUUGUGCAGUCUUACAAGAUGAGCUAUCCGAUUAUUUCAAGCUAUUGUCAGUUCUUGAAGCUCAAUCAAUGAAUCCCAUCCCUUUAGUUUCAGAAAAUGCAACUUCAGGCAAUUACCUCUCCUUAAGAAGACUCUCUGUUUGGUUUGCCGAACCAAUAGUAAAGAUGAGAUUAAUGGCUGUCUUGGUCGACAACUGCAAAGUUUUGAAAGGUGGAUCAAUGGCUGGGGCGAUCCACAUUCACGCUCAGCAUGGGGACCCACUUGUGAAGGAUUUCAUGAAGAGAUUGCUCCACAGGGUUUGUUCCCCUCUUUUUGAGAUGGUAAGGAGAUGGGUUCUCGAAGGAGAGCUCGAAGAUUUAUUUUCGGAGUUUUUCAUCGUUAGUCAACCAGUGAAAGCAGAGUCACUAUGGAGGGAAGGUUACCGCCUUCACUCUGCAAUGCUUCCUUCUUUUAUCUCACAGACCCUCGCACAACAGAUUCUAAGGACAGGAAAGUCAAUAAAUUUUCUCCGCGUUUGUUGUGAGGAUAGAGGUUGGGCUGAAGCAGCAACAGAAGCUGCCACAGCUGCAGGGACCACAACCUCUAGGGGCAAUCUAAGGUAUGGUGAGACAGACGCGCUUGAGUCGCUGGUCACUGAAGCAGCAAAAAGAAUAGACACACAUUUACUUGACGUAAUGCAUAACAGGUAUAAGUUCAAGGAACACUGUUUUGCUAUAAAGCGCUAUCUGCUUCUUGGGCAGGGUGACUUUGUCCAGUAUCUAAUGGACAUUGUGGGACCUGAUCUAUCCCAACCAGCCAACACAAUUAGUUCUUUCAAGCUUGCCGGUUUAUUGGAAAGUGCAAUCAGAUCGUCCAAUGCGCAGUAUGAUGAUCCGGAUAUACUGGUUAGAUUGAGGGUCAAGAUGUUGCCACAUAACUCUGGUGACAGAGGUUGGGAUGUUUUUUCCUUGGAAUACGAUGCCCGGGUCCCACUAAACACCAUUCUGACAGAGUCUGUUAUGGCAAGGUAUUUAAAAAUCUUUAAUUUCUUGUGGAGGCUCAAAAGGGUGGAGCAUGCACUUACGGCUGCCUGGAAGACAAUGAAACCAAAUUGCGGAACUCAUUCUUUCUCUAAUAAUAAUAAGUUGCCACAUGAUGUGAAGCUGCAUUUGGAUUUGACAUCUAGGAAGUGUCAAGUUUUGUGGAAUGAGAUGAACCAUUUUGUGUCUAAUUUGCAGUACUACAUCAUGUUUGAGGUUCUUGAGGUGUCUUGGUCUAACUUAAUUGUCGAGAUGGAGUUGGCCAAAGACCUCGAUGACCUGCUUGCUGCACAUGAAAACUAUUUGUUUUCAAUUGUUGAAAAAUCUAUGCUGGGGGAACGGUCCCAAGCUCUUAAUAAGACUCUGUUUGUGUUGCUUGACUUCAUAUUACAAUUCCAGAGUCACGUCGAUAGAUUAUAUGAAGGCAUCAACGAGUUCCAAUCUAGAACUGUUGAAUCAUCAAUGAUACCUAAGGACAGAGUCAAAACACUAGGAAAGUCUAAAUCUUCUUCAGAUCCAGGUGGUGGUGGUUCAUGGCUUGGGGAGGGUAGGAAGGCUCUAACUCAACGGGCUGGUGAAUUUCUUCAAAAAACAGGAAAAGUUAUCGACAUGACUUCAAAGGAAUAUUCAUCCCUUCUAGAAGGGUUCAUUUCACAAUUGCCUGUGCAACAACACAUUGAUUUGAAGUUUCUUAUAUUCAGACUUCACUUCACAGAGUUUUACAGUCAUCUUCGUGGCAAUAUGGGUGGGAAGCUUAUAUAGAUUUGUCAUGAAAGUACAGAACGUUCACACUGGCAUUUAACCACUUCAGAAUUUCUUCACUUUCAUCAACAAGCUAAAGUGAGGAUUUGAGUUUUAUUUACUGUGUGGCGAGUUCCUUUUGGCAGUGUUAUGUAUUGUUUUUUAUUCAAUUGCUUUUUAUUAGAUCACGUUUUAUUCAUUUAGUAAAAGCUGUGGUUUAUUUGUAACAUAUUUUUGUUUAGCCCAAGGUAAGUCACUUCUGCAAUUCUGCUUGGCCUGAUGAUGAGAAAGGAAAAAUGUUUUAUAUUGAGAGGCAUUCUCUUGCCUAAAGUCUGGACUAUUGUAUGUGUGCACUAGUGAAUAUUCUUUACAGCAACUCCUUUAACAUGGAAACGUAGAUAUCAAAG
Cuscuta epithymum is the source of this 3301-nucleotide messenger RNA. The record is from the annotation of a GenBank genome assembly. Lineage: Eukaryota; Viridiplantae; Streptophyta; Magnoliopsida; Solanales; Convolvulaceae.